Molecule: messenger RNA, 2788 nt
Organism: Toxotes jaculatrix (banded archerfish)
Lineage: Eukaryota; Metazoa; Chordata; Actinopteri; Toxotidae
Gene: myadmb
Product: myeloid associated differentiation marker b
Exons: 2
Coding region: 190-1071 (293 amino acids)
Cellular component (GO): membrane
Source: RefSeq, a predicted model, not a curated record
UGGGCGGGGGAGCUGCUCUCCUGAGCUGCUAGUGAAUCCAGUCAGUGAGCUGAGGAGGUGCAAUCUACGAUUUUCUGCCGCUGGACGCCCCGGAGAACAGAGAGGAGCAACAGGCAAGCGCGCAAGUUCUGUCUGUCUGAGUGAGGAAAGGACUUUUGGCUUCUCUCAUCACCUCCCACAUCUCCAGUCAUGGCUAUAGUCCUCCACUCCAGCCCACUCCUAUGGACAAGGUUGGCAGCCUUGGUCUUCUCCUGUGUGGCCUUCUCUGUGGCUGUGCAUGGUGGCAGACUCUUCCACGGCACCGGAGACUGGUGCAUCUUCUGCUGGGCCUUCAGCUUUGCGGGGACUCUGCUCGUCAUCCUGGUGGAGUUGUUCGGCCUUCAGACCAGAGCCCCCGUCUCCUGGAAGAACUUCCCCAUCACAUUCGCCUGCUACGCUGCCCUGCUCUGCCUGUCUGCCUCCAUCAUUUUCCCCCUCUAUUUCCUCAAGGGAUCCACAGGGCCGAGUGAGAUCCGCGACUACCGCAUUGUGUCCACCGUCUUCUCCUGCCUGGCCACCAUCGCCUACAUGAGCGAGGUGAGCAUCAGCAAGGCGCGUCCAGGCGAGGUGGCCGGCUACAUGGCCACAGCGCCUGGCCUGCUCAAAGUCUGCGAGACCUUUGUGGCCUGCAUCAUCUUUGUCUUCGUCAGCGACCCCGUGUUGUACGACCGUCACGAUGCACUCAAGUACUGCAUGUCUGUCUAUUGCAUCUGCUUCAUCCUGUCGGCGGCCAUCAUCCUGCUCUGCAUAGGCGAGUGGACUGGCUUCCUCCCCUUCCCGUUUGCCCGCUUCCUGUCUGCCUACGCCCUGUUGGCUGUAGUUCUCUAUCUGUCAGCGACCAUCAUCUGGCCCAUCUUCAACUUUGACCCCAAGCACGGCGGAUCAAAAGAAAGGCCUUACAACUGCAGCAGCGCCCUGGGGCUGUGCGUGUGGGAUAAGCUUGUUGCGGUGGCUGUGCUCACAGCUGUCAACUUCAUCCUCUACCUGGCCGACCUGAUCUACUCCACUCGCCUGGUGUUUGUCAGUGCUUGAGGCAAAAGAAAGGAUGUUAGGCCAGCAGUAUGCUCCAAAUAAAAUUGAAUUUGGCAUUUUUUAAAAGGCUGUCAAACUGCUGUCAAAUACUUUGUUGUGAGCAAAUGCAAGUGUACUCACUAGGUCUGUUUGCUAAAUGGUGUCCACAACAGCUAGAGAAGCUUGUGUGUCAUGUUGGGAGACAUGUAGUUAUACCACAACUGGUUUAGUUUAUUGUAGUAUUAUCUUUAAAAAUAAAAGGAUUUCAUUUUGCUAUAGUUCUACAAGAACAAAACAGUGUGAGAUCAAGCGGUGGCUUGCAGUACUUCUGUAAUAGUUGGCUGAGGGUGUAUUAGAGGCAGUGAACAGGCCUUCUCAAGAAACUGACAAGUUCAUCUACCCAACCUGCGUCAUCAGACCCAGCUCUUGCGCUUUUUUGGCCCCAAAACUCACAAUGCAAACCUGCCAAAUUUGAUUUUGUGUGAAAUAUGCUGCCAGCCUUAGAACCUUAGAGAGACAGAGGAGGAGGUUGAGGUCAAUGGCUAUGUUUACAAGUACACAAAACCAACAAUAUUCCCUUAAAUUACUGAGGCUUUCUGUUCAUGUGUUGGAGAAUGUAAAUGUCAAAAAUUGCUCCCAGUGAUCUGAAUAGGCUUUUGUUUUGACAAUGAGAGACCUGAAUGUGUUUGCUGGAAUAUGCUGAUAUUACCCAAGAUAUUAAAAUAACUUUUUUAUCCAUUAUAAUGGAAGAUCAGUGUCCAUUAUAAUACUUAAAACACACACUUGUUUCAUGUAUACAGGGAUGUUUGUGAUGUCCGGAUAUGAGUAAGCUAUUAACAGAAUUUCCCAAACAAGACUGUAACAAGGAUACAAGCUAACACUCAAAAUACUAUGUGCAUGUAAACAUAGUCUGUGGUGACAAAUGAUGAAAAACCAAAGCAAAUGGCGGCUUAUUGUUGUGUUUUUUAUUUUUUAUUUUGCAUAAAGUAUAUGUCAAUGCUCUGCCUUAAGAUUGUUUUAAAUUUGAUUUCAGUUAUAAAAUGUUAAAAAAUUGAAUAGUAGCUGCAGGGAGCCAAUAAAAUAUUUAAAUGUCAUACAAUUGGAAAUCCAAGACUUCAAAGAUGGUUACGUUUUUGUCUUGUUUUUGAUUUUUUUUUCUCGAUGGUUUCAUUAAAGUGUUUAUCGUCUCCUGUCUUCCCAACAGUACACAGUCCAGCUGUUCUGGUUGCAUCCUUCAUCAGUACUUUUUACACGGCUCCAAUGUUUUGAGACUUGAAGUAGUGCAAAAAUAGUUCACACGAUGUUAAGAUGAAUGCUAGGCCUGCUUUUUGCUCAUGUAAUGAGAUAUUUGUAUCUGUAUCUGCAAGCUACAAUCGUAUGGCAAGUAUAUAUAUAUUAUGGGGAAAGAACAUAUGCAAGAUUGUGGAUUUAAAAAAUGAGUAUGAUUAAAGUGCACUUAAUAUUAGUAUUUUCUGUGUGUUUAAAGUCCUGAUGUCUCCAAACAUCAAAGCAUCUAUUAACACCAAACUCACACCACUAAAUUCACAGACAUUGUUGAUUGGGUCUAUUGGUUUAGUACUGCUGUAAAAUUUUCUCAGAGAAAGAGACAGAAGACGAUGGUCCUGUCUCUCUCUAGAUGUUGUUGUAUUCUCUAACUUUUUUAUAUUUCACUGUGCUUGCCACAUCAAUGUUGUAAGAAAAGAUAACCCAGGGUUUCAAUAAAACCACAUGGUAAACA